GCCUAAAUAAGAUCAGCCUUCAAGCUGUGCUAUUGGUGUAUGCUUUAAACUGAUUACAAGAGUUGGAUAGUUUCUCCUAUCAUGCAAACAGGAGAGACCAAUAGACCUGCUUUGUAAAGCUUUGAAAGUCCUAGCUGUUAUAUGGCCCUGAUUCUUCCAAGGACUGCAUAAAGAUCUGACCUAAAGUGAGAUGGAGAGCGGACUGAAAUGAUGCAAAUAGGCUUUCACGGGCAAUGUGAACAUCAGAUAUAAAGCGAUGGACCAGCACGGUGAGGUGGACAACAAGGGACCACAAUAAGGGUGCAACGGCAGAGAAGGAAGAGCAGAUCCACCUGAGAAAAUGUUCCAGAUCCUCACAAUGUUGUUGCUAGAAACGCACCUCUCCAUGGUUUCAGCUUUAUUUACAGUUGAAGUUCCUCAACAGCAAUAUGUUGUGGAGUAUGGGACCAAUGUGACCAUGGAAUGCAGAUUCCCUGUGAACGGUUCAUUAAGCCUAGAGCUCCUGACUGUUGUUUGGCAGCAAAAAAGGCAGGGGCAGUCCAAAUCAAAGGAGGUUUACAUGCUCCGAAAUGGGAAGCCAUUCCUUCAAUCUCAACAUCAUGAUUAUAUAGGAAGAACAGCACUUCUGCACAGUGAACUGAAAUUAGGACGAGCUAUCCUUCAGAUCACCAGCGUGAAGGUCACAGAUGGAGGUUCAUACCUAUGUCUAAUUGAGUACCAAGGUGUGGACUACAAGUACGUGACUUUGGAGGUAAAAGCAUUCUACAGGAAAAUAAACACUCAAGUAAUAAGAAAACCAGCUGAAGACAAGUUUGUUUUUAUGUGCCAGUCAGAAGGCUUUCCUCUGGCAGAGGUUUUCUGGCAAAAUGAGGAGAAACUCAACCUCAGUGGAUCUGCAAAUACCACCUACACAGUGACCACAGAUGGCCUCUAUAAUGUCACUAGCUUACUGACAUUCAAACCAAGUAUGAGUGAGAACUACAGCUGUGUGUUCUGGAAUAAAGAACUGAAUGGAGAAACUUCAGCUCACAUUUCCACUUCAGCUUCAGUGAGUACACAGUAUAGCAGACAAAAAUCCCUGAUCUUAUUUGUCAUCCCCACAUGUGUGACAGUAGCUGUCCUUCUAUCUGUACUAAUAAUCUUUCAAAAGAGAAAAUCAUUCAAGAAUGGGCAACCCAAAAAAGACAGGAAAAGAAAAUUGAACCCUAACCUGGAAAAUGAGAAGAGAGAUGAUUUUAACUCUCAAACUGAGGCUUUAUACUUGUCAACUGUCACAACUUCAAGAGACAGUGAGAGUGUGGCUCUGUGAAAUCACUUCAUCUCACAUGCCAUCAUUUGCACUUAUUCUGGUUUUGGAGACUUCAGAGAAAAGCACUUUAGCUUUGGGAUAAACAGUGAGCUCACGGGGAUUUAUUGGCACUGCAGCAAUGGAAAGCUGUGCCUCUUUGCAUUCCGUAUCAUGAAGUUACUGAGAAUUACACUGUCAUGAAAUGUGGUUUACCAUCACAAUGAAAUUAUCUGAGUGCCUUUGGUACACUUUACUUUUGGACUUACUAUUACUCAAGGAAUUUUGAUUUAAAAAAAACCUUUAUUAACUGUUCUAGUCCCAGGAAUGGUGCUUGGGUCCAAAUAUCUUGUGGCAAUUUGAAUAAAAGCUGCAUAUGCUCUCUUAUGUCUAAACAGUCGUCUUUCAGGUGGAGACAUCAUUACAUGCCUGUAUCGCAUUUCCAAACUUUCCACCACAUUAAGGUGGAAAUUACCACAAUUACCACCAGCAGAACAAUGUAUGGAAUAUAUUUCACAUCACAAAAAUAACAAGAGGUUGAAAAGGACAAGGAAAAAAAAAAGGACAGACAAAAAAAAAGUCCCAACACCAACAGUAAAGCAACAUUAUGUCACAGAAGAGAAUUUUAAUGCACAGUCCAUCAGUAAAUCAGGUUAAAAAAUAUGAAAUAUGAUGCAAUGCCACAUUACAGUAAAAAAUUUUAGACUUGAACUGAUUACUCAACAGAAUUUUCUUUGGGAGGAAUUUUGGAAGUGAAAGCAAAAAUGAAUCUCAGCCAUUAUUUUUAAACAGUAAUUUUAAGUUUUAUCAGAGGAAAAGACGUCUUUUCUACACCAGGCACUUAUCUGUUUUACUUCCUGUUACUGGAAUGCCUAAAGAUGCCUCCUUCAACUCUGAAUACGCUGUGUCCUGGGUGUAGCUUUGACAGUGCCAGUUUUGAAAUAACACUUAACAGAAGAACAGUCUUGCGUCUUAGAUAGUCAUCAGAUAGGGAAGCGAAAGCACUGGAAAGGAUGUGCCAUAUUUAUUUUCAAAGAGCACUGGCUCUGGUGAGCUGUGUUUUCUCCUAAGAUAGAUAUAACAAGGUUGAAAAAAAGGUGUUCACAUAGAAACUACUUUUGUUAUUAUGUUGCUCUUGCAAAAGGGCUAUCUGUUUCACAAAAAAAAAGAUAAUCAGUAAUAUUAAGGUUUUCUUCAUAAUACUUGCUCUGGAUUUAGAUGGGGGCUUUCUCCAGGGUGAUGUUGCAACUAUUUAUUCCAGCAUGAAGUGGACCUACCGUACUGCUAUGAGACCAGAAAGACAGCACACAUCCCCUUUUCUUGUUUAACCAAGCUGAUUUUAAACAGCAGGGCUGCUGUUGAUUUUAUGCGUGGAAGAGAGAACUAUACCUCCCUCUGUCAACAACUCUACUUUAAUAUGUAUGUGUUGUACCUUUACAUACUCAAUUGUAUGAGUGCGUUGGAUUCAACUGAGACAAAUCCACACUAGACUGGCUAUGUCCUUGCUGACACGGCAAUUCAGGUAGACAUGAGAGAAUCAGAGGCAGCUUCUUGAAGCAUUGCUUAGCUUCAGAUGCAACAGCAGCUUGGGGACUGCUCUGGCUUGCACUGUCUCACAAUACUUAAAGGUCAUUGCACAAGGUCAAGCAAUUUAUCCCCAUGCUAGAUUUGUACUCCACUGGGAACUAUGGGCCCCUCCACCAGCCACAGUGAAAACCUAAUCCACUGUGUUCCUAAAGGACUUCAUUUUCAUGUCUCUAGUUCUUUUUUUCACUCUUAACCAUAAAAUGGAAGUAAUUAAACCUGAAUUUAUGUGGAUAAACAUGAAUCGUAUAUCACAGCCUUUGAAAUUAGAUUAUGGUGAUUAGCAUUGUUGCUUACUGAAAUGAAAGUCACCUUGACACUCUCUUAUGCUGCUGAGUAAAUGUUGCCUUGGCAUGGGCAGGGGAGAAAAGGUGCAGACAGUACUUUCUUCCCAUUUUACAGGAACUGCAAACACUACCUUGCUUUCUCUCUUAAUGGUCUGUACACUGAAAAGUUCCACCUGACAUCUCUGGGCAGAGGCCGCUUAGCUUGGCAGAACAAUCCUAUGCUCUAUCCACUCCAUUUCAUACGAAAGCAAAGAUAGUACUUUUUAUGAUAAUAACCAUGAGAAUCUACAGAAAUGUAUCUUGGUUUAUGAGCUUCUAUCUUUACCAGAUCUCACUGGAUACUUAUGAACUGAAAUGAAAAUAUAUCACAAUGAUUGUCACAUCUUCAUAUGUGGAAGUUAGCUUGUCAGCAGCUUGACCAGUCUAUUUGUGUCUAUGAAUUCAUGCAUGAGUUCUUUUUCACUGAAAACCAUUUGUCAUAUGAUGUGUGUGUGAUAUGAUGAGUCGCUGCUCUUUCUGCUUCAGCUACUGUUUUACACGCUGUUAUCUUGAAACAGCUGAAGUAGGAGUUUUCAGAUACAAAUAAACUGCAAAAUGUUUGAAAUGUUUGUGGGUUUUUUUGAAAUUUACAGUGAGUCAAAAGCCAAUAUUAUUAGACUACAAAAUAGAAAAUAUUAGAUGUUUUUAGAAGUAAUAUAAAGAUUAAUUUGUAGGGAUUGACUUUAAAACUUACACUCUCAGUUGGCAUUUUUGAGUGAUGUAGUGGACACCUCGCACAGGAAGCUUCCAUUACCUUUUCUGAUAUGUACCUUUUCUAUUCAUGUCCGUAUAUUCUUCCGAACCAGUAGAAUGUGAUGAGCAAAAGCAUGUUAGUGUAUAAGGUAUGGAUUCAGCUAAAGUUGGUGGAAUGUUUGUAUGAAAAUCUAUGAAUGUAUGGAUACGCAAAGAGUCUACUCACUGUUUUGGAGUCCUCAAAAUCACAGUUCAUUGAAUUUUAAUGAUAACCAUUUUUCACAAGCAAGAAUAAAAAAAUAUAGUUCUUAAGUAUUGAAUUUUUUUUUGUAUGGCUAAGGAACACUGAUUCUCCAGUCCUCUGAUCUGCUUUACUAUGAGUAAGACAUUUGCCAUUGCAGCACAGGAGCAACUGGCAAAUUGGGUGAUAAGUCACCCUGCUCAUUCCUCACCUCUGCUAUCUACAACAGAUUUUAAGGGCUCUCAGUAGCUUCCUCUGGGCUUUUCUACCACUGCAACACUUUUACUAUCUGCGAGUUGUGUCUUGUUCUGUGAGCACAGAGAAGAGUAAAUUUAGUUCUGUUUUGUGCUACGUUCACUUUCAUACUAGGAAACCGCUUAAACCCAGUCCGUUUACUUGAUUUCCAUUAGUACAGACAUGGCUGAAAUCGACAGUUAACAUCAAGAAUGUUAAUAUUUUUUGAAAAAGACUGAAGCGGAAGAGGGAUUUCUAGCAGCCAGUUGAAAUGAAAGUCUUACUAGACUUACAUCUGCAGAAACUACUAGUAGAUUCUAAACAUGGCUUACUGGGAGCAAUUGGAAAAACCUUUUAGAAUGAACAAACCCCAGUGUCUUUCUUAAGAAAUGGUGUAGUUAUCUUUUCUUACACAAUUUCUUUCUUCACCUUGCAACCAAACCUAGUAUCUUCCAACUUCACAACGCAGCAAAGGAGAAAGAUUUUACAAAGCAUCUCUAUACUGUAAUGAAUCCCUUACUUGAACAGACCUAACUUCAAAGUAGCCUUUUCCUUCUGUGGGUGUGUGGGUCAACUAAGUGACCUGCAUAAGUCCUUUCUAACCUAAAGUGACCUUUGACUGUGAAUAUGUUGUUCAAAUUAGCUUACAUAUUCUUUGUAAUUUCCCGACUUUUCUCACACUCUGAUGAAAAUGUGGCCUGUAUAGCCCUAGAUCAAUGACUGCAAUCUGGUUUGACAUGACAUCCUGGUUUUGUUCAGUAUGUCGUCAGGUGUUCCCUGAAAUACUAUUUUAUAGCUGACACAGGGUACUAUUUCAUCCAACUUCAAUAUGCAGCCAUAUGGCAAAAAGUAGCUGACACAGGUAAGCACACUGUGCAAACAUUGUUAAAAGCUGACUUUAAAGAACCAUUAAUUGAAUUUAGAUGUAUUUACUUUUGGCUUCUCUGUUUACUGCCCUUUUUUCUGCAGCUGAGGUUUGUUUACUCACAACCCUCUUUCUUUAAUGGGCUUUUCCAAGUGAGAAGUGAAAUGUCUUUUUGUGCGAAGUCUGUGUUAGAAACCACUUUAUGAAAGGAAAUAAAACAAACAAUACCCAAGAUAAAUUUGAAGAUUAGGUUUAAGUGCAUUCCUUACACACAUGUAUUUUUCAAGCAGUGGGGCAAGAUGAUUACAUGAGUAUCGGCUGGUGAAGACAGGGCUAUCUGUGGUGAGGUGGGCAAUCUAUCUAGUCAGAAAUUCAGAGUUCUAAUUGCAGUGGAAGUGUUGCCAGCCAGAAGAUUGCUGUGGUACUGGAUGACUCCAUUUGUGAAAGAAAUUAAC
Molecule: messenger RNA, 5683 nt
Organism: Cuculus canorus (common cuckoo)
Lineage: Eukaryota; Metazoa; Chordata; Aves; Cuculiformes; Cuculidae
Product: programmed cell death 1 ligand 2
Exons: 8
Coding region: 341-1309 (322 amino acids)
Biological process (GO): cell surface receptor signaling pathway; T cell costimulation; cellular response to lipopolysaccharide
Cellular component (GO): external side of plasma membrane
Source: RefSeq, a predicted model, not a curated record